AUGCCAGGAAGUAAACGACGAGCGCUGAAGAAAUUGCUCUCUCCCAACUCCGGCCCCUCUGAUCCAUCCACAUCUACGUCUCCCUCAUCUUCUCCCCCUCAAUCAAAUUCAACUUCGUCAAAUUCGUUAAGUCAGAUGAUAUCACCGCCCUCAGGUCAAGCUCUACCUCCUCCUGCUGUACCGCUCUCGCAGGGCGAAAUUCAGGAAGAUUUGGUAUUGGAGAAUAUGCAUCAGAAUGAGAAAGCCAUUGGACAUUCUACUUCACCUGCGAGCUUGAGGACUACAGAGGUGGCGGCUCCUGCUACUGUCGGUGUCGCUGCUGCUCCACCUCCACCUCCUUCUGGAGGUGGGAUGUAUGGGAAUGCGUUUGGGUCAGGCAAUAAUGGAAAUGGUGGAGGGAAGAAGAAAAAAUCAAGUAGACAGAAAUUCGAAGAGAGACAGGCACGAAAGACCCAAGCUCUCCUUGAGUCCGCACCUCCAGAUGAUCCCAAUUGGAAUGCUCAACUGGAAAAAGAACGGUUGGAGGAAAUUCAGAUGAUUGGUGAUGCCUGUACCGUUCUUGGAAGAGAGAUCUACGAGAUCGCACCGGAUGGUCAUUGUAUGUAUUCUGCUAUAGCGGAUCAACUGGCCGAGAUUGGUGUAUUACCUUCCAAGGGUGCCGAGAAUUAUUCAGUCACCCGUAAUGCCGCAGCCAAAUUCAUGCUUUCCCAUCCAGAUGAUUUCAUGCCUUUCUUACCGUCCAUCACAGGCGAGGAUUCAGCUGGAGCGACCGAUGACGGAGUGAUGACCGAAGCUGGGUUCAAGAAGUAUUGUCAGUUGGUAGCUGAGACCGGUGAAUGGGGAGGUGAGCCAGAGAUCCAGGCUCUCUCCCGUCAAUACAACGUCCCGAUCCAUGUCUUUCAACGAGGUCCACCCACCGUUGUAUCCCACGGAGGCUCAGCGGAUGCUUUCGGAGGAGCGAUGACUCCCGAACAAAGUUUAGCCGCGGGCGAUAAAGUGGUGAGAAUAAGUUAUCACAAGAGGAUGUACGGGCUUGGUGAACAUUAUAACAGUCUGAGAAAGGUGUAA
Molecule: messenger RNA, 1068 nt
Organism: Kwoniella mangroviensis CBS 8507
Lineage: Eukaryota; Fungi; Basidiomycota; Tremellomycetes; Tremellales; Cryptococcaceae
Exons: 6
Coding region: 1-1068 (355 amino acids)
Biological process (GO): protein deubiquitination
Molecular function (GO): cysteine-type deubiquitinase activity
Source: RefSeq, a predicted model, not a curated record